AUGGAGAGCUACGGCCGGAAGCGCGCGUGGAAGAAGGGCCCGACGCGGGGGAAGGGCGGCCCGCAGAACGCGGCGUGCGAGUACCGUGGCGUGCGCCAGCGGACGUGGGGCAAGUGGGUGGCUGAGAUCCGCGAGCCCAACAAGCGCACCCGCCUCUGGCUCGGCUCCUUCGCCACCGCCGAGGAGGCCGCGCUCGCCUACGACGAGGCCGCGCGCAGGCUCUACGGGCCCGACGCCUUCCUCAACCUGCCGCACCUCCGCGCCUCCGUCUCCGCCGCCGCCUCCGCCGCGCACCAGAGGCUCAGGUGGCUCCCAGCCUCCGCCAGGGGCGCCGCGGCAGCCGCCGUCCCGGCCUACGGACUGCUCAACCUCAACGCGCAGCACAACGUGCAUGUCAUCCACCAGAGGCUGCAGGAGCUCAAGAAUAACGGCUCGCCCGCCAAGCCGCCGCUGCCGGCGCCUGCCCACCAGCUCGCCCCGUCAGAUCAUCUCCCGGCGGCGGCCUCCACGUCUCCCUGCUCCACCGUCACCACCCACGCGCCUGCGGCUCUGCCGCCGCCCAUGUCCUGCUUCCACGCCUUGGAGCAGGCGGUGGCCACGGCCUCCAUGACGACGGUCGACGACGCCGAGCCGUGCGAGGGCGGCGCCUGCGGCCCGCCCGGCGUGGACAAGCCCCAGCUUGACCUCAGGGAGUUCUUGCAGCAGAUCGGCGUGCUCAAGACCGACGACGACGGCAUCACGGCCACUGCUAAAGCCAGCUUUCACGGUGACGCCGCCGACGCUGGCUGCUUCGGCGGCAACGGCAAGUUCGACUGGGACGCGCUGGCAGCGGACCUCAACGACAUCGCGGGAGCCCACGGCGGCGCCGUCGGCGUCAACGGAGGGUUUCAGAUGGACGAUCUGCAUGAGAUCGACCAGUUCGGAACCUGCCUGCCCAUCCCUGUCUGGGACAUCUAG
This is a messenger RNA of Miscanthus lutarioriparius, 957 nucleotides long. Lineage: Eukaryota; Viridiplantae; Streptophyta; Magnoliopsida; Poales; Poaceae. The record is from the annotation of a GenBank genome assembly.